UGUUCUUUCAGAUGGACGCGUUGAUCUGAUUUACAACUCUCAGCAAACAAACACAUCUAGUAAUAAUAGUGAGCAUUUAUCUUGAAAGGGCUAGAGCUGGGAAGCGGAAGUACGAGGUUAGCCUAGCGCGAAUUUCUUGCAUUGUAAGGCGGUGCUGUACUCCAGCUCCUUGUAGUUGUUGGAGAAACCAAAGUCCUCUCUUAUGUAGCGUCCAGUUAGCUACAGUCAGAUAUUUCAAGGUAUCCGGGUGACACUUUAGUUUUGUUGUUGGAAAACAUGGCGGAGCUGAUGGAUGGUGACCUGGAAGACGGAGAAAUUUCCGGCUCGGACUCUGAGAUGGGAGGCGCUGCGGCCGAACAAGCUCGGGGUCUUUCGGCGUUCAGCGGGGACUCCUUCCAGCACAGAUCUGCUACUGUUAACCAGCCUCCCGCCGCCGCCUAUCGGAGCUCCUCCAAGGCGGCGGAGUCUAGCGACAGUGAUGCGGACUCGUCAGACGAGGAGGCCGCCGUGUGGCGUCGAAAGCGGCUAAAGGUGUCAAACGCCCCGCCGCCGGCCGCCUGUCCCGCGCGGUUCGGUCCGCCCCCCGUGUCCGCCUGCGGGGCGCCUGGAAGCCGCAAGGUGAACAACAUCUGGGGCUCCGUGGUGCAAGAGCAGUGCCAGGAUGCCAUAACCGCGGAGCUGGGUGUGUUUGGCAUGGAGGGCGUCAGCAUGGCCAGCAGAAGUGUUGAGACUUAUAACUUCGUCUUGGCUCGGAAGAUGAUGGAGAAGGAGAGGGAGAUGGAGAGGCUAUCUAGGCAGGAAGGAGAGGAGAGCAUGCUGGAUGCUGAUCUGGAGGAUUACAUGAAAGGCCGAGGGUCAGAGGACAGAGCAGGGGGUGACGGUAAGAGAAAGCGGCCUGCCAAAGACAGAAUAGGACCUAAAGCUGAGAUGGACAUCAAGGGCCGGUAUGAGAUCACAGAGGACGACCCAGACGAUAAGGUGGUGGAGGAGAUCGCGUACAGACUGCAGGAACCGAAGAAAGAACUGAUCGAGCGAGUGGUCCAGGUCGUUGGGAAGAAAAAAGCCAUAGAACUGCUGGGAGAGACUGCCACGCUGGAGGAAAACGGUGGCAUGUACACUAUGGACGGGAGCAGGCGGCGAACACCUGGCGGAGUGUUCCUCAACCUGCUGAAGAACUUGCCCAGCAUCAGCAAGACCCAGAUCAAGAAGAUCUUCCUGGAGGAGCACCAGAGGGACUGCAAGAGCAAGAAGGCGGCGCAGAAGAGAAGGCGGCACGUGCUGGCCAAGAAGAUGAAGCAGGCCAUCGGUACGCUGAACCUGCAGGAACAUGACGAUGUCUCCAGGGAGACGUUUGCCAGCGACACCAACGAGGCCUUGGAGUUGCUGGAGGAGCCUGCGGAGGGAGGGGAGGAGGGGGAGGAAGAGGCGAAGGAGGAAGCUGCUGCUGGGACUGAGGAGACACCUGUGGUCUACAACUCUGCAGACCUGGAGGUCUUCUGAGGGGGGAUUCCAGCGAGAACAAAAGUAACUCUUGACUACAGUGAAAAUGGCACAGUGAAAGCACUGCAUUUUGGAGAACGUCAAACUCUCCGACUCCGGUGUCUGUUUUUUGUUUAUAAUAAAAUAAUCUGUGCUGAUUUUUUAUUUUUUAUUUUUUUGUUCUGGCCUUUAAAUAAGUUUUGUCUGAACCUUUUGAUGUUUUCUCCAGCUACAGUGACCUUUAUCACUGUAGCUGGGGUUGGAUUCUGAUCUAUUAAACUCAUUACAAAACA
Molecule: messenger RNA, 1772 nt
Organism: Gambusia affinis (western mosquitofish)
Lineage: Eukaryota; Metazoa; Chordata; Actinopteri; Cyprinodontiformes; Poeciliidae
Gene: phax
Product: phosphorylated adaptor for RNA export
Exons: 2
Coding region: 277-1500 (407 amino acids)
Biological process (GO): snRNA export from nucleus
Cellular component (GO): nucleus
Source: RefSeq, a predicted model, not a curated record